Messenger RNA from Prunus armeniaca (apricot), 192 nucleotides. Lineage: Eukaryota; Viridiplantae; Streptophyta; Magnoliopsida; Rosales; Rosaceae. The record is from the annotation of a GenBank genome assembly.
AUGACUAAAAUAGACAUGAUGUUGAAAGUGUUAUGCGCUAAUCAUGUGGUGGUGGUGGGGAUGGUGGUUGUGGAGGUGGAGGUGGAGGUGGAGGUAGUGGUUGUGGUGGUGGAGGUUGAGGAGGAGGUGGUGGUGGUGGUGGUGGCGGCAGUGGCUGUCGAUAGUGGUGGUGGAGGUGGUGGAGUUGGAUGA